AUGUUGCCGACCGCCGACAGAAGCUGUGACCCGCCGGCCACAGAGAGAGCUGGAGUCUGUUUUGGAGAGUGGACCGACGGGUCCGCAUACGAGGGAGAAUCUGUUCAUGGAUUAAAGCACGGCAAAGGAAAGUACACGUGGACCAACGGAGAGUACUACGAGGGCACUUUCUAUAAAGACUACAGGCAUGGUCAUGGGGAAUACUGCUGGCCCACAGGCCACAAGUUUAUUGGCAAGUACUACCUCAACCGGAAGGAAGGAUAUGGACUACAGCUGUUCCCUGAUGGAGCUAGGUUUGAGGGUUUGUACCAUUUUGACCAGCGGUUUGGUCCUGGUGUGGUUACUUACAAAGAUGGGCGUCAGGACGUGGGACUGUGGCAUGGCACGCGCCUGCUAAGGCUCUGCACCAGUCUGAAGGAGGGCUUCAGCCUAAAGAACAUUCCAGGAUACGCUUCAUAUAUGAACCCUGCUGCCUCCCCGACUCAGGUGGACCUCCAGCUGAGUCUCUGUACAGAUCUGCAGUUUGACGAUGACGUUAUCCUUCCACCUGACAUUGAGAGUUAUUCAACAGACGGCGACCAUUUGCCGCUGCCGCCUGGACGGAGACGAUUGUUGGAUGAACACUUUCAUGAUGAGCUGUGGGAACCGGACGCUCAGUUGUAUCGAGGCUAUGAGCGAGACCCGCUAUGCAGUCUGCCGUUACAAACCCGCAUGGAGGCCCACAUACACACACACAGACUACAGGCAGCGACUGUGGGCUGGGACGUGACAUCGGUUCUGGCUCUGAACAGAAGCAGUUUUGUCUGUAAGGGGCCGUUGGAAGUCAGCUCAGAGCUGCUGAUCCAGCAGGCCUCUCGAGGGGAACAGCAGGACGUCUCACAGAUCCUUCAGACCAACAUGGUCCAUCCUGAUGUAUCAGAUUCACUGGGACACACUGCAUUGAUCGCUGCCACCGUUAGCUGCCAUAAUGAUGUGAUUGAUAUUUUGUUAAAUAUGGGUGCUGAUAUUGACAAGUUGAACUGUGAAGGUUUGUCUGCCCUGGCUGUGUGCAUUGUCCUCUACUAUCCCGCUUCAUCUCUGCACGUCACCAUCACAGGGCAAGUACCCGGUGACUGUCCAAUCAAAACAGAGAAGGCUGAUAUCAACAAAUGGACCUAUACCUUUGACUCCGCUCACUUUGUUGACAGAGUCCCUAUUGCGGUGACAGAGGACCAGACAGAGAGCCUGGCAGAAGCACAAAGUGUCUCAGGCAUGGUUCCGAACGCCAACACACAGGAAACUAUCCAAAAUAUAAAGGGCAUGAAAACCGAGCGCCGCGUUCGCUUCAGCACCCUGAAGCUUUUAUUGGAGCGUGGAGCCGACCCGAACGUAUCCAGCGUCCCCACGCCUGCUCUCUUCUUGGCCAUCAUGGCUGCAGACACUGAGGUGGUCAGGAUGCUUCUGCUGCACAGAGCUCGCACUGACAUCAAACUAACACCUGAGAUGAAAGGUCUGUAUCCUCUGCAUGUGGCAGCAGCACUGCCCGGUCCACCUGGUCCAAGAAUCACUCAGCUGCUUCUGCACACCGCCACUGAUCCAGAUGUUCAGGCAAAUGACAGCGAUGAAAUCUGUGAACUCGAUAAGAUCCAGGGUCCACUGAGCCGCAAUGAGACAACAUCACCAACAUAUCAGACCCUUACCGCAACAGAGUGCAACUCAUCUGGAGCAGGGGGCCGAACGGCCCUUCAUGUGGCGUGCCAGAGAGACUACGACUACAGCAACGCCACUGAGGUCGUAGCCCUUCUUCUCUCCCACAGAGCCAACCCCAACCUCCUCUGGAGUGGACACUCACCUCUUUCCUUAGCCAUAGCAAACGGCAAUUACCUGGCAGUCCAUGAGUUGUUGAAAGGAGGUGCAGAUCCCAAUAUGCAUCUGGGCCCUGGGGUGGGCAGCGCCCUCUGUGCCCUCGCCAAUGUCAACUACCGCUAUGUUGGAGACCGAGCCAACAUGCUGGAUAUAUUGGUUAAAGGUGGUGCUGACAUUCUGAUGCCAGUUAAAGUGGGCAAUGUCAUAGGAACUGCAGUCGACUAUGCACACUAUUCCUUCAACCAGGACGUGUACACUGCCAACACUCCCUACCAUGCUCUGAACAUGCACGAGAGAGAAACGUUCAACGCACGGCACCAGCUGCUGAGCAUGAUGGGAAGUCUGCUAAGACAAGCUGCUGUCCAGCAGGAGAAUGCCAUUUCUCCAAAGGAUUUAAUGUCGGAAGAAAAAGUUUUGCCACCCAUUAUAGAGGAACAGAGUUUUCCUAGGAAGUCAUCGCUUAAUAAUUUUUGUUAUGAAUGCGGCCGCUCCGUGUUUGUGAAGCUGACUGGUUGCACCCGCUGCCACAAAGUCUCAUACUGCUCCAGGAGGUGUAAACUGAAAGCUUGGGACGAAAGACAUAAGAACGAGUGUGUCCGGAUGUCAGCAUUUGCAGGAAGCAGCCAGAAGAAAGCUGUGAUUGGAUCCCAAAAAGAACCCAUGCCUGUGUGCAGCACCCCGAAAUCUGCAGAACUCUGCACACCUUUGAGUGCCACGCUAAAAUCUCCAAGUGUUCUGAAGUUCUUGUUCUCUGAGGAGAAGUUCCCGGUGAACCAACUCAACCUGAAGGAAAACUACAGCUGUAACUGAUUGUACUCAUGUUUCAGAUGUUUGAUGACAGUUGAAGUAUAUCUGUAGCUGCUUAGUACAGUGAUGGAAAUCACAUUCUGUUGAUCAUUAA
Molecule: messenger RNA, 2746 nt
Organism: Thalassophryne amazonica
Lineage: Eukaryota; Metazoa; Chordata; Actinopteri; Batrachoidiformes; Batrachoididae
Gene: ankmy1
Product: ankyrin repeat and MYND domain containing 1
Exons: 17
Coding region: 1-2655 (884 amino acids)
Molecular function (GO): protein binding
Source: RefSeq, a predicted model, not a curated record